GGCGCGAAACAUAGAGUUUGGAUUGGGAACUGCUUUCUACUAAUUGUAAACGAGCCGAUGCUGAAAGUAAUUUUUUUUUUUUUACCAAAGUUGACUCAUUUAUCCGGGUCGAAAAGUGGGAGUGACUGCAGAGCUGGAAGAAAUAUAUCUCUAUAUUUUAAACAACUAUUUUCGUCUAUGCUGCUGCCAACUGACGCCAGAGGACAGGAUGCCUUCACUGACUCUUAGGGGAGUGACUGUGAAUUUCCCUUUUUCUCCGUACGAAUCUCAGAAGGCAUACAUGAACAAAGUAAUCGAAUGUCUUCAGGAGAAAGUCAAUGCGGUUCUGGAGAGCCCCACAGGCACAGGUAAGACUUUGUGCCUGCUGUGCACCACCCUGGCCUGGAGGGAGAACUUCAAGGACACCAUGUCUACCUGUAUGAUGGCAGAGAUGCUGGGCCAGGAGAUGUUUCCAAACACACCUCUGUCUUCCUGGGGGACAGCUGACGGUGACAAACUAACCUACUACACUGAUGUCCCCAAGAUCAUAUACGCAACGAGGACACAUUCUCAGCUUGCACAGGUUAUUAAUGAGUUAAAGAACACUUCAUACAGCCCAAAGGUGUGUGUGCUGGGCUCAAGAGAGCAGUUGUGUAUUAACCAGGAUGUCAUGUGUCAGAAGAGCAACCACGUCAAAGUUCAUAUGUGCAGAGGAAAAGUUUCCACCGGGUCAUGUGUCUACUACAAAAAAGUUGAAGAAAAGAGCACUGAUAGAGACUUUGUUAGUUCUAUCCUUGAUGUGGAGGAUUUGGUCCAAUUUGGCAACAAGCAGAGCUUCAUCUAUGAGGUGUUCGAAAAAGCUAAUCUGACGUUCAGCAGCAAGACAGCAGUCUUUGAAGCUCUGGAGCACAUCAUUGGAUACCUGGCACAACAGCCAGGAAUAUUUCUCAAUACUAGUGGACUCCAGAAGCUUUCUGAUAUCAUACAGCUGGUAUUUUGUGGUGAACCAUCAGAAAAGGAGAAACAACACCAGAUGGAAACCAACACGGCUCAUUUUAAGGUUCAUAUCCAUCGAAACACCAGCAUUCACUCAAAAAAACCUAGUGUUGAUAUGUGGGCUUCAGGUUCAUCCAAAAAGCAAGGAAAUAUUCUGAGUUACUGGUGCUUCUCUCCGGCCUUCAGUAUGCAAGAUCUGGUGAAUCAAGGCAUUCGCUGCAUCAUUCUGACAAGUGGUACCCUAUCGCCCCUGUCUUCUUUCACAUCUGAGAUGAGAAUAGAAUUCCCAGUAUGUCUGGAGAACAGCCAUGUGAUUGAGCGCGACCAGAUCUUUGUGGGCGUCAUUGCACAAGGCCCAGAUGGAGUGCCCUUAAGUUCAGCGUUUGAUCGAAGGUUUGUUCCUGAAAACAUGGCAUCUUUAGGCAACACUGUUGCCAACCUGAGUCGUCUGGUUCCUCAUGGACUCUUAGUAUUUUUCCCUUCCUUUCCUUCAAUGGAAAAAGCAUUGGAAUUCUGGAGGGCUAACGGACAUGCAAACCGCAUUGAGAAGUUAAAGCCCAUGUUUGUUGAACCUACAGAGAAGGGCACCUUUAAUGAAGUCAUUGAUGGUUAUUACACCAAAGUCAAUGAUCCCCGAUCCAAAGGAGGAGCCUUCUUUGGUGUGUGUCGAGGGAAGGCGAGCGAGGGUCUGGAUUUUGCAGACAUGUUUGGUCGGGGUGUCAUCAUUACUGGCCUUCCUUUCCCUCCAAAAAAAGACCCUCGAGUUGUCCUGAAAAUGCAAUUUUUGGAUGAGAUGAAUCAAAAGAAAUCUUUAGGGCAAAAGUACUUAUCAGGGCAAGAGUGGUACAGACAGCAGGCUUUCAGAGCUGUGAAUCAGGCCAUUGGUAGAGUGAUUCGUCACAAGGAAGACUAUGGAGCGAUCUUCUUGUGUGAUCAGAGAUUUAAAAAUGCUGAUACCCGGGCCAUGCUUCCAUCGUGGGUGAGGUCUUAUGUGCGCCUCUAUGACAGCUUUGGCAGUGUCGUCCGUGAUGUCUCUCAGUUCUUCAGGACUGCACAAAAAAUGAGGCCUGUGGUCGGGAAGAAGGCUCCAGCACACAACCACGAGACUGAUUGUUCACGAGACACUCAGUCCUCCAGUUUCACUUCUCGCCGCUACUUGCAAACUUCUCACACCCAGAAGGCCAAGGUGUUGGACAUACACCUUCCCAGCUUGAAGAGGAGGAGACUCAAUGAGAAGAAUGGAGCCAAUGACAUGGCCAGUUUCCUUAAUCAGUAUGAGGUGCCAUACGAUAACAGGAGACCACUCAACCUGCUGGAUGCUUUGGAGCAAGCCAACAAUACCAUUGAAGAGGACAAGCGAGAGCAAAAGAAGCUGGGUGUCCCUGAGGAUUUGUCUCAAGAACGUAAAUCCAGCAGGGCUAAGAAAUUCCUGGCGGACAUGAAGAAGUCCCUGAGUCAGGUCUGCUGUCACCGCAUCAUGCGGGCCCUGCACACCUACGAAAAGACUGACGACCUGGAUCACCUGCUGACUGAAACCGCAUUUUUAGGCAAAGACGCUAAUACUCAGAGUCUCCUACAUGGCCUCUGCCAGUUUGUUCGCCCACACCACAAAAAGAGGUUUGAUGAAAAUUCCCAGGAGAUGGCAAAACAGGGCUGUGGAUACAAACCUGAUCACACCCUGUCCAAGGAUGGGAAGAAGACAGUAACGCUGCAGAACGACAAGUCCAAGUAGUUUGGAGAUGACAUUUGGGUGGAAGAUGUCAGACUGGCGUAUCACCUCCUCCAGGAUGUCUGCUAUUCCAGCAGAGAAGAUGACUUGUCAUUUGAGGACAACUUUACAAAAAUGUUUUCAACAUUCAAUAAAAUAAACCAGCCAUUCAGUGACUCCCGUACCUCAGCUUGGCUUCAGAGUCGUG
Oreochromis aureus is the source of this 2891-nucleotide messenger RNA. RefSeq names its product regulator of telomere elongation helicase 1-like. Gene Ontology annotation, molecular function: DNA helicase activity; DNA binding; ATP binding. NCBI's taxonomy places the organism in Eukaryota, Metazoa, Chordata, Actinopteri, Cichliformes, Cichlidae. Bases 209 to 2707 code for a protein of 832 amino acids. The record is from RefSeq and is a predicted model, not a curated record. Gene Ontology annotation, biological process: negative regulation of t-circle formation; telomeric loop disassembly; negative regulation of DNA recombination. The transcript is spliced from 24 exons. Gene Ontology annotation, cellular component: nucleus.